Messenger RNA from Acaulospora colombiana, 957 nucleotides. NCBI's taxonomy places the organism in Eukaryota, Fungi, Glomeromycota, Glomeromycetes, Diversisporales, Acaulosporaceae. The record is from the annotation of a GenBank genome assembly.
CCCUGGAUCAAAAACCUUUCAACCAUUUCAGAUCCAACAGGCUCUCACUCAAUGAAUGCUGGUGGAAAGCUGCGCGAUGCUUUCCGAAUCCUCAUUGAUCUGCUGAUUAAGGAUGAACAGCUUGCGCCAGUGAUUCACAAGACUAUCUGGGCCGAGGUGGCGAAACUCGAACCAGGGGCUGUGUCUGUUGCCCUAGAUGAACUCGUUCGUACGGCUAGUGACGGUGGUAUUGGUUCGCGUCGCUGCGAAUUGAUGGCCGACACAAUGGUCGUAAUAACAUCUAUCAGCGCUAUCGGUAAAACCAAUCUAAGACCAUCCCAAAGUCUUACUACGAACAAUUCUUGGAUCGAAGUGGCGGCUAUCACGCGUUUAGCCCUUUAUGUCGGCUACAAUUCGAGGAUUCCAGCCCAUAAUCAGUUAUUCGUGGCCGAGACAGCACAUUUGAUCACUCUUCUGGCAGGAGCUGGUCCCGUAUUGAUGCGCGUAACGGUCCACGGAAUUGCCGUAAACUUGAUUCAGUCGCUUUAUGUCAGCAAAGCCGACGAUCCUACCGUGGCUCCCAAACUCAAGCAAUUGUUGUCAGAAAUCCAUAGCGCGGAAACACUGGCCAAUUUCGGAUUAGUCUCUCAUGGACCUGUAGGAGACUAUGGUGUACCCGACACUGUAUCCGAAACGUUAUCCGUUGAUACGUUGGAAGAGCUAACGAAGUUCCUUAUGAAAGCUCUAGCGCUCGGUGCCCAUUCAUCAUCGGGUUCUAAUCUGAUCAAUGUUUGGCGGGCGCGAUGGAUGAGCCUUGUGAUCUCCACUGCAUUCCACUUCAGCUACAUCCAGUCCAGGGCUUUUGUCGUUAUGGGAGUUUUGGCAACGUCUGACGUCGACGACGACCUGCUGUAUCAAAUAUUAGUUGCCUUCAAGAAUGCCCUUGCAACGUCCCUAGAAUCUGAUCCAGCAACAUGC